Trichomonas vaginalis G3 is the source of this 507-nucleotide messenger RNA. RefSeq names its product guanylate kinase protein. Gene Ontology annotation, cellular component: cytosol. The transcript has a single exon. Lineage: Eukaryota; Parabasalia; Trichomonadida; Trichomonadidae. The record is from RefSeq and is a predicted model, not a curated record. Gene Ontology annotation, molecular function: GMP kinase activity. The coding region runs from base 1 to 507 and encodes 168 amino acids.
AUGAAUAAAUAUAAAGAUCAAUUUGCGUUCAGCGUCUCUCAUACAACGAGGAAACCAAGAGAAGGCGAAAGGAAUGGUGUCGACUAUAUAUUUGUCACACGUGAACAAAUGAAUAAAGAUAUUGAAGAUGGAAAAUUCAUCGAUUACAAUUACAUUCAUAGAAAUAUUUACGCUACAUCAUAUGAAUCAUUAGAUAAUGUGACUAAGUCAGGAAAGAUAUGUAUAUUCGAUAUUAAUGUAAACGCAGCACUUAAAAUGAGACAAACAAAAUUAAAUCCUUUUAUUAUAUGCUUAUUACCUAGAACAAUGGAUGUUCUUGAAGAACGAAUAAGAUAUAGAGGACAGGAUGAUGAAAACUCAAUUAAAACUAGGCUUAAAACGGCCGAGGAAGAAAUCAAAUUGAUUAACGAAAACAAAGACAAAUGGGACAUGUUAUUAAUUAAUGAUAAUUCCAACGAAACUACUAAGUACAUUGACAAGCAGUUAUUUAAGAUGGUAGAAGAGUAA